AUGCUGCUCAGAGGAUUAGGAGCCUGUGCUGAGCGUGCCUCGAAGCCGCGCACGACAAACGUGGAUCGAAUUUCGAAGACCACCGAGGAAUUGUUGGAAAGAAGAAGGCUUGAUCUGAAUGCAUCGCACAUUGAGCGGUUAGUAGCAAACACUAGCUGCAGAAAAGCGUUGCAGGAGGAUCUUUUGAAAUACAGGCAGAAGAAGAUUCUGGAAGCAGCACAAAAAAGAACGAGUCUAAAGAAGUGCCGCAGUGAUCUCCGCGAAUAUAAUAUUCCGCUAGCAACCUUGCUAAGCGAAGACGGGACUCGCACGUCUUCUCGUCGUGAGAUGGAAAUCAUUACGGAGAGGUUCUACUCGACUCUUUUCCGUUCAUCAACUCCUCUGGAACUACGAGUCGCUAUCAAGAGCAUGAAAUCUGGCACAGCCCCCGGACCUAAUUUUAUACCAACACACUUUCUUCGGGCUGGUGGUCAUCCACUUUAUGUAAUCUUAGCAGUGCACAUGACGUCUUGCCUUCAGAAAGAAGGGAACCUAGCCCAGUGA
Molecule: messenger RNA, 543 nt
Organism: Necator americanus (New World hookworm)
Lineage: Eukaryota; Metazoa; Nematoda; Chromadorea; Rhabditida; Ancylostomatidae
Exons: 1
Coding region: 1-543 (180 amino acids)
Source: RefSeq, a predicted model, not a curated record